Canis lupus familiaris (dog) is the source of this 1903-nucleotide messenger RNA. RefSeq names its product paired box 4 (gene PAX4). Gene Ontology annotation, biological process: regulation of transcription by RNA polymerase II; anatomical structure development. The record is from RefSeq and is a predicted model, not a curated record. NCBI's taxonomy places the organism in Eukaryota, Metazoa, Chordata, Mammalia, Carnivora, Canidae. Gene Ontology annotation, molecular function: DNA-binding transcription factor activity, RNA polymerase II-specific; RNA polymerase II cis-regulatory region sequence-specific DNA binding.
UUCUGAGCACGGGCUCUCUGUAGCUCUGGACCCCCUGGCAGGACUGAAGCAGGAGCAGAGUGGAGGCUGUUACUAGGACCAGACCACCAUCACCCCUGGAGCCUGCAGGGGUCUCAGGAGUCCAGCAUAGGAGACUGAGAUCAUCCUACUGAAGCACCCACCUCCUUACCUCCACACAGACCCAACCCCAAGACCAAAGAAGGAGCUCCUCGGAGGAAUUCCUUUCUCUAGUCUUCCCAGUCCCUGCCCUUCUGUGAAGAAGGAUUGGCCGGGAACAUGCCGCAGGAUGGUAAGACACCUGGGAGAAGUGGGAAGAACAGGUUGGCGUAAGGAGGGAGGAAAUACCUCAGGGCCCUGCUUCCCUCCACCACUUUCCGUGCCCUUGGCUGGUGUUCUGAGGGAGCCUCAUCCAGUCAUUUCCUUCCUGCUCCACCUUGCUUCCCUUAGGUCACAGGGAUCAGUGUAAGUGGCCUCAAAGCAAAGGCUCACCCAUGAGCCACCUCCCAAAGAAAGUGGGAGCUGGGGAGUUUCAGGGGAGGACUUUCUCUGUGAUGGGAAGCCAGACCCAGAGCAGCCUGAGUAACCCUCCCCAAGAGAGUCCUCCAUGCCACAGGUGGGCUGGGGAGAGGGGAGAUGUGUGGAUGCCUCCUUCUUAUGCCCAGGGAUCAGCAGUGUGAAUCAGCUGGGGGGCCUUUUUGUGAAUGGCCGGCCCCUGCCCCUGGACACCCGGCAGCAGAUUGUGCGGCUGGCAGUCAGCGGGAUGCGGCCCUGUGACAUCUCACGGAGCCUUAAGGUAUCUAAUGGCUGUGUGAGCAAGAUCCUAGCACGUUACUACCGCACAGGUGUCUUGGAGCCCAAGGGGAUUGGGGGAAGCAAGCCACGUCUGGCCACACCCCCUGUGGUGGCUCGAAUUGCCCAGCUAAAGGGUGAGUGCCCUGCCCUCUUUGCUUGGGAGAUCCAACGCCAGCUCUGUGCCGAAGGACUCUGCACCCAGGACAAGACUCCCAGUGUCUCCUCCAUCAAUCGAGUCCUGCGGGCACUACAGGAGGACCAGAGACUGCCCUGGGCACAGCUCAGGUCUCCAGCUGUUUUAACUCCAGUUACUCACACGCCCCAUAGUGGCUCUGAGACUCCCCGGGGUCCCCACCCAGGGACUGGCCACCGGAAUCGGACUAUCUUCUCCCCAGGCCAAGCCGAGGCGCUGGAGAAAGAGUUCCAGCGUGGCCAGUAUCCUGAUUCGGUGGCCCGUGGGAAGCUGGCUGCUGCCACCUCUCUGCCUGAGGACACGGUGAGGGUCUGGUUUUCCAACCGAAGAGCCAAAUGGCGCCGACAAGAGAAGCUCAAGUGGGAGAUGCAGAUUUCAGGUGCUUCCCAGGAUCUGACUCUCCCGAGUGCCUCCCCAGGGACCACCUUUGCACAGCAGUCCCCUGGCAGUGUGCCCACAGCAGUCCCACCUGCCCUGGAAUCCUUGGGUCCCUCCUGCUAUCAGCUGUACUGGGAGACAUCACCAGACAGGUGUCUGAGGGACACCCCACCCCAAGCCUCUCUCAAGCCGUGCUGGGGUUACCUGCCUCCUCAGCCGAGAUCCCUGGAUUCAGUACUGCUCUGCCACCCUUGCCCUUCCUUCCAUUGCCUCCAUUACCAGUCUUGGUGCCCCUUAGACCUUGCUCUGGCCCAGCCCCCCACCCCUGCAAAGCCUGGCACGAGGGAGGAGGGCCAGGCUGGGAAGGAGAUAGGGUGAGGAGGACCUAAUCCUGCCCAAGCAGAUUAUUGCUGCCCCCUCCUUCCUGUGACUCUUUUUCAUCUGUGGACCUGGCCGGGCUCCGCCUCACUGCCUCUCCAAUGCAGCACCGGGGCUGGAGAAACCGUGCCCACCCACUACUCACGCUGACCUUAAAUGGCU